GAUUAGGAAUCACAGCAGAGAUUACCAGGCAGAUUUCUGCAUUGUAUUCUGGCAUGUUUUUGAUAUGCACUUUGCAAGAAGAGGAUACAAUUCAUUAUUUUUCUCUUUUACUGUGAAAAGGGAAAGUUUGUAAAGUGAUUCGAUCUCAGUUUGUCUCGGCUUCAGCAUUUCUCUCCGCAUUUCAAACUGAUCUAUGUGUCACACCCUGUAGUGGUGGGCUUUUUUUUCUAAAUGUGAACUGUAGCUUUGUAUGAUGCUAUUUUUUGUCCUGCAAUAGUAGGCAGAAAGCCUAGAGGACACUGUGCCCUCUUAUAAUUCCUUCUCUGCCCCUGCAGUCCUUCAGUGCAAUAUCUAGAUCAAUGGGGAGUUAAAAAUUGAGUGGAUGCGUGGCAGACAAAUGCUCCUCUCUAGUCACAUUCCACUGGUUUUUAACCGGUAAGGUCAGGAUGUCCUAUCCUGGUGGUAACAACUGUGGCAACCUCCGUAGCAACUAGGAAACACUGGCAGCAAAUGGCUUCCCAUGUCAAACAGCCAAAAGGGCAAGAUUUCUGCAUUGGGACUAAAUCCAAAUCGACCAGAGGUACUGUUAUCAAUAGCUGGUAAGUUUGAAACCCUGCUGUGUCAAAGUACUUGGGAGUUAUCCAGGAAAAAAACCCCUAUCUGUGUUGCACAAUUGCCUUUGUCAGUGCCCCAUUUUAUACCAAAAUAGGGGACCUGGCUCUCAGCAGUAACAGCGCUGAAUGGGAUUAAAAUGUGCUUUAAUGUAGAAUUGAUGCAUUUCUUUGCAAAGUACUACUGAUUCUGUCUGGGUUUGGUUUAUAAUAGGGGAGUUUAUGUAGUUGUGAAACAAGUGAAUACGUUGUGUUGGUUUGCUGACUUAAAGAUGCGUUUUGCAGCAGUUAAUCCACUCUUCUUACUGGGUUUGGUGUGCUAGUUUUCUGAAAUUAUGUAUGUCUGGGAGUCCUCGUAAAAAGUACUCCCAGAUCGUAUCUCUCAGAUAAGAGACAAAAUAACAUUUAAACAUAAUAUGAGCACUUGAACUGUAUUUUGUAAAGUAAAUUAGGCACUGAAAAUUUAUAUGUUGUUGAAUUCCCAUGCAAAUUUUACCCUAAGCAUGCUAAACACUUCUAACCAAUAUUUUAAAAAAGGGGGCAUGGAAGCUUGUCUACUACAUCUUGUUGGACUACCAGAGAUAGUAUCACAUCAUCGAUCUUACGUGACAGCCUCUGAAUAGUUAUCACUUGUCAAAUCUGAGCAUUUCAUUCCUUCUCAUGGCAAGCCAUAAUCCUGCUGUUAUAAAACAUGACAGGACAGCUGAAAGAUCAAAAUAUGUCUUCUUAAUACAUCACUAUAAAUAAAACAAGUAACAGGCAACUGUAGUCUAACAUCACGUUCAAAAACUGUCACGUUUACUCAGCUUGUCAACUUCAGCUGUAGUUUCUGUCUCAGCUUGUAGAAUAGAGAUGGUUUGGCUGGGACUGUGCACAAGAAAGAUUUAAAAGAGAGUGUAGGUAUAAGAAAAGGGGGCUGGAUGUUACCGAGGGAAACAAAAGUUGGAGGGAGAUGAAAGCUAUUGCUUUCCUGGGGAUUUUCACAGCAUUUCUAGUUUCCUUGGGUGUUUCUGUCCCUCUACCAGGUUGGGCUUUGGGUGACUGAAGAUCACAUAAGUCAGUGAUGUGGGUUCAUCUGACCAAAUGCCAGUCUGGAUAUUUUGAGUUCAUUCUUUUUAAAUAAAAAUAAACAACUAAUAAAAGCUACUGAGUUCUUGAUGUACACUGGAAAGCAGUUGCUUGUGUUGGAAAAUACCAGUACAUUGUCUCUUUUCUACCAGCAGAUCACGACUGAGUCCCGCAGUUAGCUCCUUUUGCAAGAAUGGCUUGUUUGGGAGGGUUCCUGCCUACAGGUCACAGGUAUUGCAGUGCGAUGCCAGCUCUGGACAAGUUCUCGUGCUGCAGUGUCGUACCUACUGUCAACCCCUGCUGCAGGAGCUCUUUUGUAGUGCAUCCCACCCACAUUGCUGAGCCCCUCACCCCCCAGAGGUGCCAAUGGAUUAGCUACUGCCUCCCCUCCCCUGUCCCAGCAUGGAAGAAGCUGAGCACAUUGGGGAGAUCAGUGAGCUUAGACAGCAAUGUCCCUGUGCUGGUGAGAGGGGAAAAAGAUGGAUUUUAUUACCGUGGUACAGUAAAAGAGGAGAUAGAGAGUGAAAGAGGCACGUUCCUGGUAGAGUUUGCCAGACCACAUGUGUCACGUGGAAGGCAUCCAGUGUGUGUGCAAAGAACAGCAAAGGAUGACAUCCUGGAAUACGUGAACAGAAUGAAGCACUCCUUACUCCCUGGAGACAAAGUGCUGGCACCCUGGGAGCCAGAUAUGGCCAGAUAUGGCCCAGGAACUGUCCUCACGGGCAUUGAGAUGAGAGACCCCUUAAGAGCCUCAGAAGAUGAAGAAAUUAUGGUCCAUUUCUGGAAUGACAAGAAAGUGAAACUCCCGCGAGGUGUGGCUCUGUGGAUCCCUCCUAGCCUGUGGGAGAGGAUUGUAGAGAUGAUCCACAUGCCCUUCACCACCAGGGUGAAGCCCAAACAAAGUCCGGAUGCUAACUCUUGUAUUUUUUCCUGCAGUCCCAAAACAGCCCUGGUUCCUGUUUGUGCUGUAUGUAGCCUUGCCAAGCACUGUUUGCUCUGCUCACCCUCCUGGCCACAUUUCCACUAUCACUGUGAUGGUAUAUGCUGUUCUUCAGCAUAUGUAAGGUGCAUCUGCUGCUGCCAUCCCCAUGUUGAUGCCUGGUGGCCUCUUCCAUCCAGGUCUCUGGUCUUUCAGAAUGAAACUGAAAAGGCAGAGUCCAGCAGCGAGACCUUUCCAUGCCUUCUAGCACUGAAAGGCCCCAAACAAGAAGCAGCAGCUGUGGCAGUGUCUUCCCCCUGUUCUGAUGCAGAGUGGGACCUGGAGGCGUUCCCCACUGAGAGUACUGUGGUGGACGGUGCUGUUAACACAGACUCCAGCUGUCUUAAGAAGCCCAGGCUAAAGGACUGUACAAGACCUGAGUGGAAAUACUGGAAAAGAAGCCACCACAAGUCCCAUCCCAGUAAUUCAGGACUCGGCAGUGACAGCAGCACAUGUACGAAGGGCAAGAUGGAAUCCAAAGCCAUCUCCGUUGGGAACAUGUCCCAUGUUGCCCCAACUAAUCAGAGUGCAAUGUUUGAAACCAUCAACCAGUCUCCCAGAGGGCAACUCACAAUGAAAGAAAUCUUAAGAGACCAAUAUUUCAAGCUGUCGUUUGGGGAAGAAGGUUUUGCAGCAUCAGAAAAACAAAGAUAUAAAACAGCAAGGAAGAAGACAGAGUCAGAUGAUAACUGUAAAGUGACUUGCACAGAAGGCAACAAACUUGACGAUACAGACCAUGUCAGAAGAGGCCAGACAAAAAAAACAAUGAAGAGCUCACUUGCAACAAAGGAGGAGAGAGAGAGACACGAUCAACACAGAAUUCAAUAAAUGGACAACUCAUGAAGUUCAGGAGCUGA
This is a messenger RNA of Harpia harpyja (harpy eagle), 3515 nucleotides long. It is a transcript of the gene C16H11orf16, whose product is annotated as chromosome 16 C11orf16 homolog. The record is from RefSeq and is a predicted model, not a curated record. NCBI's taxonomy places the organism in Eukaryota, Metazoa, Chordata, Aves, Accipitriformes, Accipitridae.